Messenger RNA from Symsagittifera roscoffensis, 2934 nucleotides. RefSeq lists its product as uncharacterized. The transcript is spliced from 11 exons. Gene Ontology annotation, cellular component: mitochondrial outer membrane. NCBI's taxonomy places the organism in Eukaryota, Metazoa, Xenacoelomorpha, Acoela, Convolutidae. Gene Ontology annotation, biological process: mitochondrial protein catabolic process; mitophagy by internal vacuole formation. The record is from RefSeq and is a predicted model, not a curated record. Bases 39 to 2681 code for a protein of 880 amino acids.
CCUAAUUGUUGUGAUAAACUUAUUAAAUAGUUUGUCAAAUGCUUAGUGAGUCUGGAGAAGUUGGUUCAAGAAAUGAGAUGACGAGCAGCAACAGUGGCAGUCACAACGUAUCCAUCAAGUUUCUGGAUGCGUUGCAGCGUAGGAACUUUGAAGGAGCUGCGCUUUUAGUUGAAACUAUGGACAUUCCAACUCUCAGAGAAUCCUUGCGUAUCGAAAGCUUUUCCAUCUUGUGCCAAAAAAUUCCCUAUAGUUUAGUUGUUAUGCAGUCAAUAUAUGUAAGGUUCUUACUUCUAAGCCCUGGCAACUUCCCCAUCGACUUAUUGUGCGUAAAUGACACUAUUCAGACAUGUGUUAAGUUCUUCUACAAUGAUUUUAUCGGUACUGGUGGUGGAGGAAACAGUGAUGCUAAAAGAACCUAUGAUAACCUGUGUGGAGAUAUUCUUAGAAUUAUCUCGACCGUUGCACCUAGAAAUGUGGAAGAAUUGAAAACAAAUCAAAAGACAGUCAGAACACAUGUAGAGGGUCUAGGCGUACAUUCAUUGGUGAGCUACAAUGACCAGAUGCUGCACCUACACGACGCUCUGCAUCUCGAGCUAGAUGAAAUCAUCAACCAAUACAAACAAGCCCUCAAGUGCCUCAAAACCAUGAACUUGGUCUCUGCGCCUGUCUCUAAGGGCAAAAAUCCGGUAUCACCAAUAAGCAGUCCCAGCCAAAGUCCAGUUAAGUCUCCUAAUAAAAGUACGGGUAAAAAUGGAGGAGGAGAUGAUGUAAUGAGUAAAGCAAGUGGGAGUCCUCAAGGAAUGAAUCAUCAAAGGCUGAUGGAAGUUACUUACAAGGAUGUGCAGCAAAGGCUAUACAAAAAUAAAGCAUUUUGGAACGUCAUCCAGCCUUCGUUCGAGACAUCUCCGCUGAUUGACUUGUACGACAGUCUUUGCGAGAGAAUUCAUCUGGACAAGAAAGUGUUGGUAUCUGGUAACGACAUAUGCAGGCACAAUGCCAACGAUAAAUUAGGAGUCACUCUAACCAACUAUUUGAAGGCCAUCGAGAAGGCAUUGUAUUACAUGAUUCCGAACGAUGAGACGCCGCCUAGCGAAAAUGGUUAUUCAUCGUCUUACCCGGGAUCCUGCAAUGUAGCAAAAAGUCAAAUGGUUGCAAGUGAAUCAAAGCAGCCCUCGGAAAGUAACAUUCCAAUUUCAAACUACAAUUUCGGUGUUAAUACUCAGGAACAACAGAUCCAAUCACCAAAAAAGAACAGUAAAAAAGCAAUGCGGAGACAGCGUAGAAGGGCUAAAGAUAAAAGAUCCAGAUCACAGUCUAACCCGGCGUCUCCAGUGCCUGGUCAAACACCAAACGAAACAUAUGUCAAGUCUGGUUCAUCUAGAAGCGAAAACGAACUUCAGUCAUCAGACGCUGCUGAUAACGUCCAAAAUGAUUUUCGAGACUCGAGAUAUAUUUCACCCCUGCCAAAGCUGGGAAACGAAGUGGAUAGAAAAGAAAGUCAAUCAGUGUUGCAAAAUGGCACAGUCGGAGACAUAUCUUCAUCCCUUCCCUCCUCCCAAUCGGGCGAUUCGAAUGGAGAUUUCCUUCACUUUGCGACGCCUCAGAAUAUCCCACCCGGUCACAGAGCCACUUCAGUAUCAACAUCAGCUACCACUCCAAGGAAUGUGAAAUUCAACGCCAAGCGCAACUCGGAGGAUUCCUCUCGCGAGGAGGUGGAGUUGUUGAGGAGUAGAAUUAAUCAGCUGGAGAUUGAGUUGCAGGGCGCGAGGCAGUCCAUCCACCACUUGCAGAAAAGAGAAGAAACACUGAUGAACAGAAUAUCUGACUCAAUUCAGCGCAAAGUGGAAUCGAGUGGCUCUUUUGAGACUCUGAGUGACUCUAACAGACCGAGCCAGCUGAUUGAGAGAUACAGCCAGCUGCUCUACUGCGAGUUGAGACCAGAUGCGAUGGAUGCCCUGGAUGACAUCAUAGGAGUGAGUGAGGCGGAUGACCACCAGCAGAUCAGCGACAGUGACUCGGCUAAUGUGGAGGCAAUUGCACACAGUACUGACUUGAAGCAGAAGAUACUCUUCUCAGUCGUGGUGCUUUCGUUCCGAUCUGUGCAGCGAAGUAUCGAGGAGUCGACUAGACAGGUGUUUGUGCUUCUCGGAAUGUCUGCUGUGAGUGAGGAGGAUGCGGCGGAGGCAGUCACUAAGAAGCUGACUGGUCUGACCACUGCCUCCACAGCAUCUUCUUCAUCAACGCCAACUGGAUCGAACUCUGGAUCUCCAAAGCACACUAGAGUACAAUCUGCGAGUGAUCUGAGCACUUCAGAAGAGCAGGAAGAGAUGCAGAAAGUGGUGAUGGAACAGAUGCGGAAGACAGCCGCCUCUAGAAACACAGACCCCAACUUCAACGAAGUCUGUCAGCAGCUGUUUCAGACACUUUUCGACUAUCCCUCACUUAAGACAUGCAAACCACUGUUGAACUAUGUGAGAGAGUGCUGCAAACUGGCCUGGUUAUUACUACUAUCUAACCCCAGUUACCACAUUAACUACCACCACACCAACUUUGAUCCAACAUGUAUGAACAGAUUUCACUCUUCUGAUCAGAGCAAAGAAGAGGUCGUCAGUUUUAUAUGGCCAGCAUUGAUCGAGCAGACGACAGGUCAUUGUGUGUCUAAGGCCAUAGUUGUAACAUAAUCACGCACAAUAGUAACUUGACUCUUUGCAGAUCUUUUCGGGAUAUACAUAGCAAUAAACUCAUUUUACGAAAUUCACAACUCAAGAGUUUUGAAUAAAAAGAAAUGCUUGUUGGGAGCGACUGUGGGGUUUUUGCUAUGUAAUUUUUUUUCUAUGUCUUUCAAUUUGUUAUUUGAACUGAAUUUUGAAUAGAAUUUAAUCGAAUCUUGAUAAAUGAGUUUGUACAUUUUAGAAUUUUAAUCUUUAAGAUUUC